CUCUCUCUUUCUCCCUCCCGCUCUUCUCGAAGGAUUUCAUGGCGUUAAUUUUAGUUUCGGCGGAGACGAUGCCGCGGCUGGUAGCGCGAGAGUGCACUUCACCGAGAUAACGUUCGAUUGUGUAUAAACCUGCCGAUAUCAGUCCUGGAUACACUCUGCACGGUGCACGAUAUCUGACGACAUCGUUUUACCGAUUGUCUAUUACAAACAGUGACCUCGCGAGAGAAACUAAAUGAUGGAAAUGUGAUUUUUAUUGGAAAGAAAAACUGCAUCUUGACGUUUUUCGAUACAUCUGCACCAGACAUGAGACCGUAACGUGUUGCGUACUGAACUCAACUGGAAAGCCAACGCAAUAAUUUAGUGAAAUAAAAACGUGCAGCGUGAAAAAAAUUCAUCAUGGAGAACGUCUGGAGCGACAGUAUCACUGGAGAGCGAAAGGAUCUCGCUCCAAUAAUGGAAGAAGAGGACAGGGGACAGGCGAAAGGUUCGCAGUCGGACUCGUCGGACGCGGCGUCGACUAUAAAGCGCUGGAACAGCCGAUGGACGCCCUCAGAGGGCUACGACUCGUCGGGCACGUCGACCAACUCCGACGUGGGUGACGAGUACGUCGAGGAUUAUCGGCGGGACAGCAGGACGAACCUGUCCGAGCCGGCGGUCGCGUGCCAGGCAGCCUACCGAUCGCAGGAGUGCUUAUGUCAGGCUUGCUUACUCGGCUAUGCUAAGAUGAUAGCGCUUCAAGGGAGUAUGCCUAAUAUCUGUGCAGUAUCCGGCGGCAUGGCUAAUAUCUGCCCGGCGUCGACCGCGCAUCUGGGAAGUUUUCCGUCUCUCUGCGCCUGUUCAAGCGUUUCUAGCGAGCUCGCGCAUCACGCCGGAUUCAAGGAACACGCGAGAAGCGUCGCACAUUAUCCGCACGUCUGUCACCUGCAGCAAGAUCCGAUGUUCGCGAAGGAGCGAGAAGUGCACGCAGGUAGCAGGACGAACAGUACGGCGUCUCUACCGGUCAGCUCAGCCGGGAGAUGCGGCGGUUCUUUGGACAGAAGGCGACGCAGAUUCCGCAGCAGAGUGGACCGCGAUCAGAGAGCUAUGUCUCACAGCGAUCUGAUCUGCCACGAGAAUAGCAGACCGCAGCACUACUGCUCGCUACAGCAAUUUCAUUGCGGAAGCAAUGUGUGCAUAAAUAAUUAUCAUAGCAAGACCGAGGAACGAUUGAGGAAGUUGGAAAGUGAACGUGGAGCAUUGCAUAUGGAGGUAUCAGUUUUGUCCGAGCAAGUCGACGCACAAUCGAAUAAGAUCCAAGAGCUGGAGAGCUUACUUCAGGAAAAGAAAGAUACUCUGAGGCAGAUGGAAGAAGCGUUACAGAAGGAAGUUUUAUCAAGAAGCGCUUUGGAGACGCAGAAAUUGGAGCUCCUUACCUCCUUAUCCGAAAUGAAGCUCAGACAAGCCAGUUUGGAGCACGAAAAUCUGUCGCUGCGCAGUACAAGUCCUUUAUCGAAUGGUGAGAGAUUCAGCAGGCAUACGGGUCAAUAUAGUAGUCUUCCUAGGCCACCGACGUCCAAGAAAGGCGUUGUAUUUGGUAAGGUUCCAAAUUUAGUCUCGGGAGUGCACACGACGGUACCCUUGGCUGUUAGGGGAGUCUCUGCGAGAUGUCUGUCCGCUCCUAUUCUAGCGGAAGAAGCGAAAAUCGUAAUUGGUGAAGCGAGCGUGCAAGUGGAAGUGCCACCGAAACCGCUCGCGGAGCUCAGCAUGGAGGAGAUUGGCGAUUGGUUGUCUCACCUUGGUCUGGAAUGCUACGCCGGCGAGCUGAGACGAUGGGGCGCCACCGGAUUGAAAUUGCUCGAUGCCACGCAGGUUCAGCUGGAGAAAGAGCUAGACAUAAAGAACGCUCUGCACAGGAAAAAGUUGCUUUAUGCCGUCGAAUCGGAGCGAAGCAACGGCGCUGGAUUUCUCGGUUCUCAACAGAUGGAUAACGCGGCCGUGUUACGGUGGCUGGACGACGUCGGACUGCCGCAGCACAAGGAAGCCUUCCACCACGCCAAGAUCGAUGGUAGAGUUUUACACAGGUUGACCACGGAGGAUCUGUUAAAUCUCGGAGUGACUGCGCAGCUGCACGCCGCCAGUUUAAGACGUGGCAUUCAGGUAUUACGGGACUUGAACUUCGAGUUCGACUGUUUGGAGAGAAGAUCAGUGAAUGGGAACGGUGCCGACGGUACGAACGUGACCCUCUGGACGAACCACCGUGUGAUGGAGUGGCUGCGGGUCGUAGAUCUCGCGGAGUACGCGCCGAACAUGCGCGGCUCCGGCGUUCACGGCGGUCUGAUGAUACACGAGGGUCGAUUCACUUCCGAGCUGCUCGCCACGUUACUCAGCAUUCCACCGGCGAAAACUCUGCUUCGCAGACACCUGACGACCCACUUCAACCAGAUUCUCGGCAGGGAUGUGGUUCAACAAAAGCGAGAGAUAGAGAGCACGCUCGGAUUCGUUCCACUGACGCUUACCGCUAGAUUAAAGGUACCAAAGAAAUCUCAGUUCACCCUGAAACGCAAGAAGAGUAAAAACGAGAUGGAUUUCGGCAAUUUGGUUUGCCCAUUGGAGGCAUCGCCACCAGGUACCCCAUCAACGCCCUCGUCAACACCGGGCAGCCCUAACUUGAACUCACCCACAUUCUAACCACAAUUAAAGCUUCAUUCGGGUAAUCAUCUAAACUAACUUAUUUGGAGGAUACUGGCCAAAGGAGAGUUAUAGGUUGCAUAUGAAGUGGACGAAUUGCGAGAGGAUAAUAUAUUUCAAUAUUAAAACAUAUAUAUUUGGAUAUAUAUUUAUACGAACAAUUUCUGAGACAACGCGCGAAGACACCAGAAUCACCUGGGACCAGGUUAUCAGUAAAGUAGAAUAACCAUAUCGAAAUGUGCAUUUUGAUAUAAAGUUACAUAAACGAGAGCUAACUCCGACACCGCCAAAGUUUUAUUAACGCCGUUAAAUAUAAAUAAUUUGAUAAAAAUUAACCGCUUUAUAGAGAAAAUAUUUUUACUACGAAUUAUUAAAUUAUGUAU
Messenger RNA from Wasmannia auropunctata (little fire ant), 3050 nucleotides. It is a transcript of the gene Liprin-beta, whose product is annotated as liprin-beta-2. Lineage: Eukaryota; Metazoa; Arthropoda; Insecta; Hymenoptera; Formicidae. The coding region runs from base 397 to 2667 and encodes 756 amino acids. The transcript is spliced from 12 exons. The record is from RefSeq and is a predicted model, not a curated record. Gene Ontology annotation, biological process: neuromuscular junction development. Gene Ontology annotation, cellular component: presynaptic active zone. Gene Ontology annotation, molecular function: protein binding.